UUCUACAAUUUUGUUGUGAAUAUAAAAUAUAGUCCCUAAUAUUUAAUGUAGUUAAGAGCCGAAUUACUACUCAAUGCGUGAUAAUUUCAUACGCAUCUUGACGACCGCCAUUUUAAUACUUCUCAAAUAUUGGAGGGGGAUCAAACAAAAUCCGCAAUCAUCCGGCUGUUGGGGUCAUCUAAAUUUUUGAAAACAUCGUAGACCUCAGGACAAGGCUUCUUUGUAAUGGCAGACACUGAUAAAUUAAAUAUAGAUAGCAUAAUAGCAAGAUUAUUAGAAGUGAGAGGAUCAAGACCAGGGAAAAAUGUACAACUGACAGAAUCAGAAAUAAGAGGACUUUGUCUCAAGUCUAGAGAAAUAUUUCUAAGUCAACCAAUUCUUUUAGAACUAGAAGCUCCUUUGAAGAUAUGUGGUGAUAUACAUGGACAGUAUUAUGAUUUACUAAGAUUGUUUGAAUAUGGCGGGUUCCCACCAGAGAGUAACUAUCUCUUCCUUGGGGAUUACGUGGACAGAGGAAAACAGUCACUGGAAACUAUAUGUCUCCUUCUGGCAUAUAAAAUCAAAUACCCUGAAAAUUUCUUCUUACUCAGAGGCAAUCAUGAAUGUGCUAGUAUAAACAGAAUCUAUGGAUUUUAUGAUGAAUGUAAACGAAGAUACAAUAUAAAGCUGUGGAAAACAUUCACCGACUGUUUCAACUGUUUACCUAUCGCUGCAAUUAUUGAUGAGAAAAUCUUCUGUUGUCAUGGAGGUCUGAGUCCAGAUUUACAAUCUAUGGAACAGAUCAGAAGAAUAAUGAGGCCUACAGAUGUACCAGAUCAGGGAUUAUUGUGUGAUUUAUUAUGGUCUGAUCCAGACAAGGAAACAAUGGGCUGGGGAGAAAAUGAUAGAGGUGUAUCAUUCACAUUUGGUUCAGAAGUUGUUGCUAAGUUUUUACAUAAACAUGACCUUGAUCUUAUAUGCAGGGCUCAUCAGGUAGUAGAAGAUGGAUAUGAAUUCUUUGCCAAACGACAGCUUGUAACUUUAUUCUCUGCUCCUAACUAUUGUGGUGAAUUUGAUAAUGCAGGAGCAAUGAUGAGUGUUGAUGAAACUCUAAUGUGCUCAUUCCAGAUUUUGAAACCAGCCGAUAAGAAGAAAUUUCCUUAUGGUGGAUUAAAUGCCGGCCGUCCAGUUACACCACCAAGAGGACAGGUCAAAAGUAAAGGGAAAGUGUAAUACAUUCAAUAAGAUAUGGAUAAUAAAAAACAGUGCUAAAUCACUGUGAACAUUUUAAUUCAGUGGAAACUUUGUUGGAGAUCUCGAUGGAAAUUAUUUCAGAGGUCAAAUUUUUAAAUAUUUCGUGAGUUUGAAAGCUCAUUUACAUUAAAGUUCUUUAGGCCAAAGGCAAAUAAAUUGUGUGUAUGUGUGUGAGCUCCAUAUUGAAUGAUUGCCACUUUAAUUUACAGUGAACAAUGUUGAACCAGUCAAUUCUAAUUGCAGUUAUAAAGUAACUUUGAGCUACAAAUUCUUAUAUCGUAAUCGAUUCAUUUGUCAUAUAAAUUUGUUAAGGAAAUUGUAACCCAAAGUUAAUUCUCAUGAAGUGAUUGUGAUCUGAUUUGUACAUUCUUUUUUUGUGUCCAAAUAUUUAUUGAAAGCAUUUGAUGUACAGUGUAAUAUAUAUGUCAUAUAUUGUAAAUCUACAAAUUCUGAAAUUAUGUGUUAAAUUACAUUAAAAUUAUAUAUUGUAAGAAAUAGUGUUUGGUUAUAAAAACAUGCCUGUAAAAUUGUUGUAAAUUUGAUUUUUACAAAGUAAGUAAACUUUUGGUAAGCAACAGGUGUUUUAAAGAUUUAUAUAAUCUAGAUUAAGAAAUGGGUAAAGGGAGGUAAUUCAAUAUUUUUCAGACGUCAAGAUGUAAAUAUUUUGUGUCCAUGUCCUGUGUAUAUAAUUUUACGUGUAAAUAUAUUUCUCUGAGAUUAAAACAGAAGAAAUGUAGAAUAUAUCCUUCCCCCUCCAAUCUUAAUGAUGAUAAUUUUGUACAUUUCUUCUGUUAAACUUCUAUAUUUAGCAACUGUAAUAUCUCAAAUAUAAAUUGUGAACAUAAUUUCAAUAUUUUGAUCCUGUUCAAUUUAUUGAUUUGAUUUUGCUCUUCCUGACCUAAUAAAAAAAAUCUGAAACCUGAAUUCAAUUAUUUAAACUGAAAUAUGUAUUUGUUUACUAUAAUCAUACUUAAUUCACAGCAUAAAGUAGCAUUUAAUCUUAAUGGCUGUUUUUCUUUAAUUUAUAAGAAAGUGGUAUCAUAGAAAUGGGAUUAUGAAAAAAAAAGUUGUGAAAUGUUAAAAGGAAUUCACAGGGUUCAAAAGAAUAGAAAAAAAUACAGUUUGUUACAUUUUGCCUCUACAAAUUGGAAUUUAAUGGUAAAGUCUUAUCUAUUCACCUCAUUUUUCAAAGGCUUAUAAUAUUUGAUAAUUUAAUGGUAAUAGUAUGUAAGAAAAUAUCUUUUUAUACUUUUUAUAAUUUGCUUGCAAGCAAAGGUACAUGUAUCUGUGGUAACAGUAAAUGACAGGUACAAGAAACAUAAUAAUGAUGAUCAAAUUAUGUUGAAUAUGAUAAAAUUAAGAAAAAUAAACGGAAUAUCGAAUUAUUAAAAAUAUCAUGUAUCAUCUAUACACAAGUGCUAAGAGUGUAUGAAGAUUGCUUAUAACUGUAUAAUGUUUAUUUUAAAUCUUAAAAAGUUAAAAUAUUAUAACAUUCUUGUCUGAUCAAAUUUCUAGCUUCAUCCUAAUACUAUUUUUGAACUACCAUUAGACGACCCUUUAUUUAGGCGAUUUAAGUUUAAGAGGUUGUCCUGUACUAUUUUUUAUUGGAAAUUCUCAUUAGAAAUCUGUGGAUAGUAAGAAAUAGUACAGGAUUUAUUUCAUUUAGUGUUUCAUAGAGUUUGUCAUGGUAGAUUCUUCUGUAAUGAAUGUCUGUAAUUCAUAAUGGCACCAUUUUUUGUGGCAUACAAAGUACAAGUUAUACUUAGAGAAUUUUAAAAAGAAAAAAAACCAGUUUAUUUCUUCGCAUGUCAAAACUUGCAUCGGUGUGGUAAAAUUUCAUCUGCUUUCCAAAAAAUUCAUCAAGACGUCAUAAAUUAGAAAGUUGUGAUUUGAUUGACUUUACUUAGCUUAUAUUAAGAUAUAAAGUAUUCCUUCAUUACAAAUUGCUUUCUUUCAGGUGUAAUAUGCAUUCCUAAAUUCUUAGACUGUUGCAUAACAAUGUUACUUGUUGGUUCCUACUUUAUUACACUUGAGGUCAUUGAUUGUGUGUAGAUUUUAAUCUUUGGUGUUCUGACUGUUACCUGUUUUAAUUUCAAAAACUUGCUAUCCUGUCAUUGCCUUUGUUUAAAUGAAAUAUAGUUUUUGUCAUGUACAUGUAGAUGCUAUUGUGUAUAGAUACAAAUAAAUUUUGUAAAAAAAAAUUA
This is a messenger RNA of Mytilus trossulus (common blue mussel), 3437 nucleotides long. Its product is annotated as serine/threonine-protein phosphatase alpha-2 isoform. The record is from RefSeq and is a predicted model, not a curated record. Lineage: Eukaryota; Metazoa; Mollusca; Bivalvia; Mytilida; Mytilidae. The coding region runs from base 226 to 1212 and encodes 328 amino acids. The transcript has 7 exons. Gene Ontology annotation, cellular component: cytoplasm; nucleus. Gene Ontology annotation, molecular function: protein serine/threonine phosphatase activity.